This is a messenger RNA of Ostertagia ostertagi, 414 nucleotides long. NCBI's taxonomy places the organism in Eukaryota, Metazoa, Nematoda, Chromadorea, Rhabditida, Trichostrongylidae. The record is from the annotation of a GenBank genome assembly.
AUGUUCUUCAAAACGCCGAUCAGUUCUUUCAGAGAAGAGACGUGCGCUCGUCUGUCCAAAGAGCUCAACUACCGGGUCGUCGAACCAUUUGAUGAUCCAAAUGUGAUUUGUGGACAACCGAAAUCGUCGAACAAGUUCCGGGACGCUGAUGCAAUCUUCCUUGCUGUUGGCGGUGGAGGAAUGGCAAGUGGUGUGACGGCGUAUGUUGCUGAAGGUGGACCAGAGAUAUCAGAGAAUGACGACGAAAUCCGAGCCGCUCUUAAGCUAAUUUGGACACGAACUAAGCAGCGUGUCGAGCCAUCUGCAGCAGUGCCACUGGCAGGACUUCUGAAAAUCUCUCCGUCCGAGCUCGGUAUCAACAAAGCGGUGCUGCUACUCUGUGGCGGAAAUGUGGAUCUUGAUUUUGUGCCGUAG